This is a messenger RNA of Ostertagia ostertagi, 360 nucleotides long. Lineage: Eukaryota; Metazoa; Nematoda; Chromadorea; Rhabditida; Trichostrongylidae. The record is from the annotation of a GenBank genome assembly.
AUGCUGCUCCAUUGCAUUUGCCUGUCGCUCAUUUUCGGAUUUGCGAUCCAUACUGGGGUCGAAGCUUAUAACCCUGCUGGUCCUGGUCUUGGAUUGGAUCCAGUACCUCCAGAGGUCGACUGCAAAGAUCAUCUAGCCAAUUGUGACAGGAAUGCAAAAAAAGGCUUGUGCCAUCUUCUUCUAAGAUUCUGUCAGAAAAGUUGCGGACUCUGUGAGUGCAAAGAUGUCGCACCAGAUCCGACCAUGUGUCCUAGAGCGAAACAAUAUGGAUACUGCGAUUCACAAAGAGACUCAACCGCAUUCUGGUGUAGGCAAACUUGCGACCGUUGCGACGAACUGGAGAAUCUGAAGAAUCAAUAG